Messenger RNA from Protomyces lactucae-debilis, 2495 nucleotides. RefSeq names its product DNA mismatch repair protein. Gene Ontology annotation, molecular function: ATP binding; ATP-dependent DNA damage sensor activity; mismatched DNA binding. The coding region runs from base 258 to 2303 and encodes 681 amino acids. The record is from RefSeq and is a predicted model, not a curated record. Lineage: Eukaryota; Fungi; Ascomycota; Taphrinomycetes; Taphrinales; Protomycetaceae. Gene Ontology annotation, cellular component: MutLalpha complex. The transcript is spliced from 3 exons. Gene Ontology annotation, biological process: mismatch repair.
GUCCCAUGGCGAGCAAGGGAGCGGGUUGGUGAUCUUGUGCUGCUUGUUCUUGUUUCUUUCUUGUCGCUCAAGAGGACAAGGACAAGGCUACACAACUGCUCAACUGCUCAACUGCUCAAGCUACAGGACUGCUCCCUUUACCUGCCUGACUGCUCACUUGCUCGCGUAACCUGCUCGUGUCAUCUGCUCUUGACCUCUACUGAACGACUCUGCUCUGCUUCUGCUAGUACUGCUGAGCGCAUGCGCUUGCCCUCGUCAUGGCAGUACCUGCCAUACGUAAGCUCGACCCUCUCGUCGUGAACCGCAUCGCUGCUGGAGAAAUCAUCCAAAGACCCUGCAACGCGCUCAAGGAGCUCCUCGAGAACGCAGUCGAUGCGCAGGCAACGUCCAUUGAUGUCGUUGUCAAGGAUGGAGGACUUAAGAUGCUACAAAUCACAGAUAACGGCACAGGCAUUCAUCGCGACGACAUGCCCAUCCUGUGUGAGCGUUUCACGACCUCCAAGCUACGUGAAUUCAACGACCUCACAUCCAUAGCCACAUAUGGAUUCCGAGGCGAGGCGCUUGCCAGCAUCACACACAUCUCGCACGUUACCGUCACGACCAAGACAGAUCACACGCCAUGUGCAUACAAAGCGCACUACUCUGAUGGCGUCUUAAUACCCAAUAAACCAGGCGGAUCGGCAGAACCACAGCCAGUCGCUGGAAAGCGCGGCACGCAAAUCACAGCGGAAGACAUGUUCUACAAUGUCCCUGCACGCAAACGCGCCUUGGCCAAGCCAAGCGAAGAGUACGCCAAGAUUAUCGAUGUCAUCAAUCGAUAUGCCAUCCACUGUCAAGGCGUUGCAUUUUCCUGCAAACGGCAUGGAGAGAGUACAACUAGUGUUUCUACCAUGAACAAGAGCACCACAGUGGACAACAUUCGUCAACUUUAUGGGCCUGCUAUCGCUGCAGAGCUCCUUGCCUUGGAUCUCACCAAUGAUGAGUACAAGUUUUCUGCAAAGGGGCUCGUGACGAAUGCCAAUUACGGUGUCAAGAAAAUUGUCUUUCUUCUCUUUGUCAACAACCGCUCAGUCGAGUCGACCAACAUCAGGCGACAAGUUGAAGCGUUGUACGCCAUUCAUCUACCGAAAGACAAGCACCCUUUCGUCUACUUGUCCAUCCAGAUUGAUCCUGCACGGAUCGAUGUCAAUGUACACCCAACAAAGCGCGAAGUCAACAUCCUCGACGAAGACAACAUCACAGACAUCAUCUGCGAUGCCAUAGCCAAGCGACUGAUGGAAGUCGACUCUUCCAGAACCUUUUACACACAGACGUUGUUGCCAGGCGCUCCCCUCGAUGCUGCCAUCUCUUCUGAAAAGCUGCGUCGCAAUUUGGUCAAUCCAGCAACCUUGAUGCGCGUAGAUUCACGCACACAAAAGAUUACAAAUUUGCUUGAACCAACCAGAAAAGCAGACGGACAGCAAGCACCACAAGAGAAACUUGUUGGGCGAGAGCGGACACAUAUACGAUUGGCGAGCGUCAAGCAGCUCCGUGGCGAAGUACGCGACGAGUUGCAUGAAGAUUUAACCGCCAUCUUCACGGAGCACGUCUUUGUUGGUGUGGUCGAUCUGGAACGCCGUCUCGCUGCAAUCCAGCAUCUCACAAAACUCUACUUGGUCGACUAUGGAGCUGUCUCUUCUGAGCUCUUCUACCAAAUUGGUUUGACGGAAUUUGGCAACUUUGGCACCAUCAAGUUGAAUCCGCCCCUCAGCAUCAAAGACUUGCUUCAGAUUGCGGUUCAAAAUUAUGAGCACAAACGAGAGCUGGAGCAGGCAAAGUUUGAGCCGAUUACCGACGAAAGAAUUGAUGCCAUGGCGGCGCUUCUGCUCAGUAGACGAGAGAUGCUCGAAGAGUACUUCAGCUUUGAGAUCACACAGGAUGGCUUGCUCGCGACAUUGCCCAUGCUGAUGAAGGGUUACACACCUGCAUUAUCUAAACUUCCCAACUUCAUCCUGCGUAUUGCAACGCACAUUGAGUGGACCGUGGAGAAAGACUGCUUCGAGGGCUUCUUGACCGAAUUGGCGUUGUUUUACAUCCCAGAAGUGAUUGUAUCCGCAGCGAAGCACGACACAUCGCCAGCAGAAACUACACACUCUCCUAUUUCAGCUGAUCCAAGGGAAGCUGCUGCCGAGCGUCAAAUCGAGCAAGUUUUAUUUCCUGCCAUGAAGCGUAGACUGAUUGGGACGCGCAAGAUGGCCAAGAACCGUUGGGUUGUUCAAAUCGCUCAUUUGCCAGAACUUUACAAGAUCUUCGAGCGUUGCUGAGGCAUUGGUGGCUUGAUAGAGCAGGAAGUUGUGAGACGGUCUAGUGCAAUCUGAAGAUACUUGUGACUGUUUCGGCUUAACCCGAAGUCGACCAUGAGCAGACUAUUCUCUACAAUUGACCAUCUCUACUAGCUCUCCUACUACAAGCUCAAAUGAAUAGACUCAUCGAUCAUACUAUACUCAAGCCUGACG